AUGGAGUGUGGGGGAUGGAGUGUGGGGGAUGGAGUGUGGGGGAUGGAGUGUGGUGGGAGAGGUGGGAGUGGGGAGUGUGGUGGGAGUGGGGAGUGUGGUGGGAGUGGGGAGUGUGGUGGGAGUGGGGAGUGGGGUGAGAGUGGGUUGGGAGUGGGUUGGGUGAGGUUGGGAUGGAGUGGGGGUGGAGAAUGGCGUGGGGAGGAGGAUGGCGUGGGGAUGGAGGAUGGCGUGGGGGUGGAGGAUGGCGUGGGGUGGAGGAUGGCGUGGGGUGGAGGAUGGCGUGGGGUGGAGGAUGGCAUGGGGGUGGAGAUGGCAUGGGGGUGGAGGAUGGCGUGGGGGUGGAGGAUGGAGUGGGGAUGGAGGAUGGAGCGGGGGAGAGAGGAACAGAAUUUGUCCAGAUAA
Corticium candelabrum is the source of this 402-nucleotide messenger RNA. RefSeq names its product heterogeneous nuclear ribonucleoprotein A1, A2/B1 homolog. The record is from RefSeq and is a predicted model, not a curated record. The transcript has a single exon. Bases 1 to 402 code for a protein of 133 amino acids. NCBI's taxonomy places the organism in Eukaryota, Metazoa, Porifera, Homoscleromorpha, Homosclerophorida, Plakinidae.